UUUUUUUUUUUUAAGGCGGAUGGAAUAACAACCCCAACGCCAGCCAGUUUAAGUACAUCUUUAGGAAGCUGAUGGCCCGAUGUGGAGUUGUAAGUCGCAGUGGAAAUGUUACAGCACAGGAUGACACUGAGUCCCUAACAGCGACCAUUGACACCUCUACAAGCCUGUCAGCUGUAGAUAUGUCCUCUGCAGCAGGAGGAGACCUUCCAUCUCCAUUUGCAGACAUUCCGGCCCUAGUCCAUGAUCACAGCUAUCUUCCCAUCCGCUUCAGUGGUCUUGUGGACAACGCUCUUGUGUACAUUUCAGGGUUUGUUGUGCUACGGGCUCUGAAGCAGCUGGCCUGUGAUGUCUGCCGUGCCAGCCUGGUGACAGACGCUGCAUCUGCCAUCAAGGACCAGAGCUACCACCUACUUUCUCUGAGAAACAACGGAGGCCUCGUGAUUCCGUCAGAGGGAACAGUGAGGGUCGUCAGGGAAGCAGAGUCUGCCAUUCGCCAGGCCUCAGCCAACUGCAGACGAUCACAGCCCAUCAAACUGAAGGAGGUCGAGUACAUUGUACGGAAGAGGAUUGGGUCAGAGGAUGUGUUUGUGCUUGGGGAGCACAUCAGCGACACACAGUAUGGCAUAGACAGCCACAACCAUACACUGCUGACAUUAGUUGUGUCCCUGUUUUUUAAGAUAAGGCUAAAUCACAUCGCUAAGAUGACUACACUUAGCUUUCAGAGUAACAGCAUGAGGCAGAAGCUCAACAAAACGGUGCUUUUCAAAGGGCAUUAGCCCAAUAUGUAAAAGGACGCAUACCUUAAGGGACUUCAUUUUUCAUAGUUCAUUUUUUGUCAUGAGUUGCAUUAGAUUAAUUGAAAGGUGGAUAAAGUAUUUAUGAAAAU
Larimichthys crocea (large yellow croaker) is the source of this 886-nucleotide messenger RNA. RefSeq lists its product as uncharacterized. The record is from RefSeq and is a predicted model, not a curated record. Bases 72 to 776 code for a protein of 234 amino acids. The transcript is spliced from 2 exons. NCBI's taxonomy places the organism in Eukaryota, Metazoa, Chordata, Actinopteri, Sciaenidae.